Lathyrus sativus (Indian pea) is the source of this 210-nucleotide messenger RNA. The record is from the annotation of a GenBank genome assembly. NCBI's taxonomy places the organism in Eukaryota, Viridiplantae, Streptophyta, Magnoliopsida, Fabales, Fabaceae.
AUGGAAUCUCAUGGAACAUCAUGGGCUGACCAAUGGGGCGAAGGUCCUGACCCUAUAAAUGGUUCCAACCAAUCCAAAAAGAAGAGCAACAACGUCCUAGGCAAGACCAAGACAGUAGCAUCCACUGGUGUCAAGAAGUUGAAGGAGGGUACCUCUGUUGGCCUCCAAUGGAUCAAAACCAAGUAUAACAAAACCACCAACAAACAUUAA